This is a messenger RNA of Bipolaris zeicola 26-R-13, 672 nucleotides long. RefSeq lists its product as uncharacterized. The record is from RefSeq and is a predicted model, not a curated record. Gene Ontology annotation, molecular function: acyltransferase activity, transferring groups other than amino-acyl groups. Lineage: Eukaryota; Fungi; Ascomycota; Dothideomycetes; Pleosporales; Pleosporaceae. The coding region runs from base 1 to 672 and encodes 223 amino acids. The transcript is spliced from 2 exons.
AUGCCAGACCCCAACCUCCAAAUCUCGCUCCUCGACCCCUCAGAAGCAGAACAAUACAUGCGCAUCCGCCACGAAGUCUUCCGCAACACCGUCAAUCACAUCCUCUACCCGCGCGGCGAGCCCUCGCAAGCCACCCUCGACAAAGUCACAGAUUCCAUCCGCACCGGCAUCGCCGACGGAGUCCUCUUCUUAAAAUGCGUCGAUACUGCCACGGGCGAAAUGGUCGCCGGCGCCCGCUGGCGCUACUUUAAACCACAGCAAGAGGGUGCUGCGCAGCGCACCUGGGAGGAAGUCGAUGCAGGCCUCACAUUGCCUGAGCCGUUUGAAGAGAGCGACCCGGAGAUGUGGAAUGAGGUUUUCAGUACGAUGAAUGCGAAUAAGAGGGAGGUUCUAGGGCAGAGACCGUAUUACGUGCUGGAAACGCUGGUUACGUUACCGCAGCAUGAGAGGAGGGGUGCGGGGAGUAUGCUGGUGAGAUGGGGGUGUGAAAGGGCGGAUGAGGCGGGCGUGGAGGCGUUUCUUGAGGCGAGUCCGACGGGAGCGCCGUUGUAUGCUAGGUUUGGGUUUCAGAGGGUGAAGGAGGUGGCGUUUGAUUUGAGAAAGUGGGGUGGGACGACAACGAUUGAUCUUAUUCUUAUGUUGAGGCCGGCGAAAGAGAAGGUGGCAGAGUAG